AAGAAGAAGAAGCAGAAAGGGGGUGAAGAAGAAGAUCCUCCGCGUCCUCCCCAAGCAGACCUUCUCCACCGACACAGCGCCAAAUUCUCCGAUUGCGCCAUCUGCCUCGUCGAAUUCGCGGUCGGGGAUGAGUUCCUGGUGCUCCCGCAGUGCGGCCACGGCUUCCACGUGGACUGCAUCGACACCUGGCUCGGCAACCAUUCAUCCUGCCCUUCCUGCCGACAGAUACUCGUCGUCAACCGGUGUCAGAAGUGCGGCGGCGUGCCCUCGAGCUCCUCGUCCGCUGCGGCCGUCCCCGAAGGAGGAGGUGGAACGGAAACGGAGGCGAGAUUGAAGGCGCGAGGCGGCGGGAGGCGGCGGUGA
Molecule: messenger RNA, 363 nt
Organism: Linum tenue
Lineage: Eukaryota; Viridiplantae; Streptophyta; Magnoliopsida; Malpighiales; Linaceae
Source: the annotation of a GenBank genome assembly